AUGUCUAAACACUGUCAAAAUAAAAAUCGUAAUUCUAUUUUAUAUAUUGAUCCAAAUAAAAGUUUUGAUACGAAUGAAAAAUUAAUCAUCAAAGAAAUUACAGUAUCCUCUCCGUAUGACGAAAAACUUUUCGGAAUGUUAAAGAAAUUCAGUCAAUUGGAUGACGCCAAUGUGAUGUCAAAAAGGCCGCCAAAUAGCUUUAUCUUAUACCGGAAAGCUUUUCAACAAACACUAAUUGACAACAAUAUUCAUCUUUAUGCGGGUAAAAUUUCGGGAAUGGCAUCAAAAAAAUGGAAGAUCGAAUCUGAUUCAAUCAAACAAGAGUAUGCACAAAUUGCCAGCGAAAUUCGCGAAAGCUCACCAAAAUAUGUAUAUUUGCCUUCCUCUCAAAAGAAAUCUAAAGAUAAAUACAAAUGGCGUAUUUAUAAUAACUAUUCUGACAUCACAAAAAGAAAGAAAAGUUCAUCAUCCAAUAAAGAUUGCGAGUUCAGUACAAUUGGCUCAAAACAAAAUUAUUUAACGUCAAAAUUCUCGGUUAUUGAUCCUCAAGAUUCGGCAUCGUUUCUAUUACAAGAGUCUAUUCCAUCGACAUCAACAGAAAAUGUUUGUCAUAACGUUAAUGGCCAAUUUUCUGUAAAUCCACAACAACUGAUUCAAUCACAGCCAAGUGCUGAUCAUACAAGUCGAUUCUUGAAUUAUAAUACUGUUGCUUUGAAUUAUGAACAUUCUGCACCAAAUUUAUCAAUAAGUGAUCCUCAAAAUAUGACCUCUUUUCAAUUAGCAAUGGAAGAAGUUGAUAAUUUAGAAAUGAUUGACAUGUUUCUAAAACCUUUUCCAUUGACAUUAGCAGAAAUCAGUUAUCAAGAAACGACUUUUCCAUUUGACGAUAAAGAUUUUAUGACGAUCAAUUCAAAUAACGCUAACGAUAACCAAUCUUUUGUUGAUCCACAACAAUUAUUGUUGAACUAUAUAUAG
This is a messenger RNA of Ambispora gerdemannii, 975 nucleotides long. The record is from the annotation of a GenBank genome assembly. NCBI's taxonomy places the organism in Eukaryota, Fungi, Glomeromycota, Glomeromycetes, Archaeosporales, Ambisporaceae.